Aspergillus pseudotamarii is the source of this 351-nucleotide messenger RNA. RefSeq lists its product as uncharacterized. The annotation marks the transcript as partial. The record is from RefSeq and is a predicted model, not a curated record. Lineage: Eukaryota; Fungi; Ascomycota; Eurotiomycetes; Eurotiales; Aspergillaceae. The transcript has a single exon.
AGCCACUUCACCGAGCUCAAGUACGGCGGUGACGAGAAAACUCUCCGCUGGUUGGCUGACGGCAAGUCGCAGUGGUCGACUGACCUCGUGGCUGGCACAUGGUACAACUUCGCCUACGAGAUUGACUUCUCGGCAAAGACGGUUGGUCUUUGGACCUCGACUGGAGCGGAGGCUCUGACGAAGGUUGUGGAGCCUGUUAGUGCAGCCACACAGACCGAUUCCAAGGAUUGGCACGUUGGUGAACUACGACUGGACAACGGACAGAAGGGAGGGAAGGAGGAUUGGUUCUGGUCCGGUGUUUACAUCGAGAAGGGCGAGAUCACCACGGCCAUUGCUGGGCCCGCUGCUUAG